GAAUUGCAUAAAUCUUAAAAAGCAUAUUGGAACCCUGAUGCCUCUUCAAAGAUGCCCAACCUUGAAUUGCUUAUAAUUUAUGGUGUUCACCUUCUGCAUGGCCCUAAAGAACUUCCUAAUGGCUUAAGAUUUCUUGAUUGGAUUGAGUAUCCUUCAAAAUCUUUGCCAUUAAGUUUUCAACCGGAUAAGCUUGUUGAACUUCACAUGUGUCAUAGCAAAGUUGAACGACUUUGGAAAGGAAAAAAGGGAAUCUACAAGAAACCUAAAGAGGCAACCAUUAGUACUUUUAUUCCUGGAAGUGAAAUUAUGGAAUGGUUUAGCCAUCAAAGUAUGGGGAAUAUAGUAAAAGCACAAGUUUCUCCUUGGAAACAAAAUGUGAUUAUACAAAUGCCUAAUCAUUCAUGUAAUAAGCGGAUGGGAAUGGCUGCUUGUGCCAUUUUUUCACCCCUCGAUCUUUAUCCGAAAAAUUACAGUUUCUUUGAAAACUCUCAUAUUAUUUGUUACAUUGAAGAUGGUGUAGGAGAGCUGGCAAAAUUUAGCAUUAAUUGUGUUCAGAUUUCAUCACAUCACCUUUGGCUACUCUAUUUUCGCCCUGAAUUUUUUGAUGAGAAUACGAGAGCAAUAUUGAGUCAAAUUGAUGAGAAUGAAUCCAUUCAGUUGGAAGUUAGAUUUCAAUUUUCUAGGGACUGAAACUUGGAGUUUGAGAAAUGUGGGUUUCAAAUGGUAUACAAGCAAGACAUGGAAGAUAUCAGAGGACUGGCUCAAUCUAGCAACAGCAGUUGCAUCACUUCUUAUGAGGUCGUAGAUGCUCAACAUGAUUUGGACAAUUCAAUGUUGGUAACAGAAGGUACUAAAAUUAUGCAAAGCCAUGACGAAUGCGAUGAGGCUGGACCUAGUGGUGAAAGUAGCUCUAACGACAUACCACAUUUGAAGAGGAAUCAAACAUAUAUAAAGGAUGAAUUGGUCAUCAUAACUCUGAUUGCAUGGUUGAUUCUAUUGAAGGUGGUCCAGGACUGGAUAGAAGACACAGAUGAUCCAGAAACAAACUUAUUGGUCAACAGAAUACAUUUUGGCAAAAUGUUUGCCCCUUGCAGAAAACUCACAAAGCAAAGCAUCCUUAUCUUGUCAUUCUCUACGCAUUUCAACUUGCUCCAUCAACGAUAACAAAGCAAACCUCUCUCUCUCUCCCUCCAUUUCUGUUCUCUUAUGUUCAAUUUUCUUUGUCUAUUAUGAACUAAUCUUUUCUUUGUUGAGUAUGUUGGCCUCAGUCACUCAACAUCUGCACACUCCAGUGGUUUGACACUCUUCGCUCUCUCUCUGUUUGUGACUCAAGCAGCUGCAAGCAGUGUCUCUGAAAGGUGAGCAUGCUUUUUUUGUGGUCUCAUUCCUAAUGCAUCUGUCCUUUUGUUUUUCUUUGGAUUUAUUUUGAUUGAAUGAUACUUCUGUGUUUGAUGUAAUACGAUGAAGGCCUAUAUCAUAAAUAGA
This is a messenger RNA of Quercus lobata, 1485 nucleotides long. Its product is annotated as disease resistance protein RPS4B-like. Bases 52 to 690 code for a protein of 212 amino acids. The transcript has 3 exons. Gene Ontology annotation, biological process: defense response. The record is from RefSeq and is a predicted model, not a curated record. Lineage: Eukaryota; Viridiplantae; Streptophyta; Magnoliopsida; Fagales; Fagaceae.